CGCUGUUUGAGAUCGUUCAGCGAAUUUAGGGAUUCAACGAAAAGCCUCCCCAAAGGUCUGCCUUUUCAUUCGAUCAAACUUCCAAGUCAGGCGGCAAUCCACUUCCCCAGCGCAAUCGCAACCCGCGCAAUGGCCCCGCAAAUCUAUUGGUCGCAAGACCACCGACUUAGAGACGCAGAUCAACCCAGCAUACCCACCCCCGCAACCCCUGGAAUAGCGGACCCCAGACCUACAGCGGCCGAUCUGAACAGCCGCAUAGACCAAUGUGCGGUGAAACAGGCAGAUAUGAAAACUCGUAUUACCAAACUCGGACCAGCCACAGGAAAAAGCGAGAGCGAUAAGGCCGUUCUAGAUGCCAUCUCGAAGUUUGGUUCUAACUCGUUGACGCCUUCAGAUAUAGGUGUGAGCAAUGUAUCCGGAGACAUGUCGGACGCAGAUAUCGCCGAGAUGAGCGGGAAGUUAGACGGCGUCGAAUUUGAAAUUCAGAGGCUGGAGGUACUCUUGACGGACAUAGAGAAGGAGUGGAAGGAGAGCGAAGACUUACUUCGGUCAGGGCCAAAACCCCCGGAGCAGGCGAAAGAUGGUGAUUGGGGCUUAGAUGGCAUGAAGUAGAACUAUAUGCGUCCCUUAUCCGAAUAGCAAUCUUUACUCAUGGGGUGAUUUUCUAUUCCAACCAAACCAAUCAAGAGCAAACGCACACUCACGCCCC
Molecule: messenger RNA, 709 nt
Organism: Mytilinidion resinicola
Lineage: Eukaryota; Fungi; Ascomycota; Dothideomycetes; Mytilinidiales; Mytilinidiaceae
Exons: 2
Coding region: 130-612 (160 amino acids)
Source: RefSeq, a predicted model, not a curated record